Linum tenue is the source of this 528-nucleotide messenger RNA. The record is from the annotation of a GenBank genome assembly. NCBI's taxonomy places the organism in Eukaryota, Viridiplantae, Streptophyta, Magnoliopsida, Malpighiales, Linaceae.
AUGAAAGGGAACAAGAAGGAUUCGGAGAAGGUUAUCUGGGAUCAGCUGAGGAGCCCUUCUCAUGCUAAUUCCAUCUCCGUACCCGGUUCCCCAGCUUGGAUUCUCCCCAAGCUCAUGGUAUGGCUUCUCCUCUUCGUCACCGUCACCUACGUUUUCUACACAUUGAGGCUCGUCUCCACUUCCCAACCCUGCAACGACGACCCCCUCUCCCGCCACCGCUCAUCCCAGCCACAUCACCUCUCCCUCGUCGCCCUCAGCGGCAACGACUCCACCGACGACGGGGCAACGACGACGGGAAUCGCUCUCCCGCGGCGGGAGAUCGAGGAGAGGCCCAAGAAGCAGCCGACGGAUUUGCAGCACGUGGUGUUCGGCAUCGCGGCGUCGGCCAAGCUCUGGGAGCAGAGGAAGGAAUACAUCAAGAUUUGGUACAAGGCCGACAGAAUGAGAGGGGUUGUUUGGCUGGAUCAGAAUCGUGGUGGCGUAGAUGGCAGAGGCCUUCUAUUAAGUUUUAUCUUUAUUAAAAUGUAA